Molecule: messenger RNA, 2313 nt
Organism: Cynoglossus semilaevis (tongue sole)
Lineage: Eukaryota; Metazoa; Chordata; Actinopteri; Pleuronectiformes; Cynoglossidae
Product: protein hairy-like
Exons: 2
Coding region: 910-1377 (155 amino acids)
Molecular function (GO): protein dimerization activity
Source: RefSeq, a predicted model, not a curated record
ACUCAGUGUGGGAACCUGAGAACAACUUUCUACUCACACUGACCACAGGACACAAGACUGGGCCGCAUCUGGACACAGGCAUGGUCACUGUUGUUAUGUAUGAGGUGGAAUCAGGAUCAAUACAGACCUGUCCAAUGUAGACCUGAGCAGACACACAAUACAGAGGAGGAAUUGGUAAAAACACACCACAUCAGAUUCAUUAGAGAUGGUAUUUUCACUGUAUGUCCAAACUGGGGGGCGGGGCACAGAUGAAUCCUUUCAUAAAUAUUAAUUAUGUUGUUGAGUUUGUGUUAUGGGAAGAUUCUAGAGUAAAUGAUUAGACUUAAGGUUUAAAAGAAUCCAGUUCUUCUCUAAAACUGUUCCCAGAUCAGUCUGUCAGGCUGCAGCUGACAUAUUAAUAAUAUAAAUCUGUAGAAUAGAAGGCAGAUUAUUCACCUUAAAGAUGAUUUAAAUUUAAAUUCAGACAUUGAUAGUUUACUAACUGUAGUGUGAAGUACUUCAAGAGGUGGUCAGUACUAGAAAAGUACACAUGAUAUACACAGAUAAGGAGUAAAUAACAGUAGGAGUCAGUUCCAUUCUCUGUAUAAAAUGAUCAACUGUCCCAGUUCCAUGUUAGUAAAGUCAUUGAUCAGUGGUUCCCUGGUCAAAGUCAUUGAUCACCAUCAGGGUCACCACUUUCCCAGAUCCACACAGAGCUCUGAGAGUCUCCCUCCAUCACCCCCCAGUUCUCCACCUGUUCCCCUCAGAUCUAACUAUUGUCCCUGGGGGCUAUUGGAGCAAUUCACUGUGUUGAGGCUCCACACGUCCCUUUGUCUCUGUGAGGCUCUGUGAUUGGCUGAGAGUGUGAGAAAGUGCAAUCAGACCCAGACCCACACAUUCAUAUGGAGAUGUGGGACUAUAAAUAGGAGGAUGAAGCCAGCAGAGAUCAGACUCUCUCUACAGAGACCUCUACAGCACACACAUCCAGACAUGGCUCCUACAAUCACUGCAGCAGUGACCAACUCUCAGCAGCAGCAGCAGUAUCAUCAUCAUCAUCUGACUGGGACUCACAAGCUCAGAAAGCCUCUGGUGGAGAAGUUACGCAGAGAGAGAAUCAACAGCAGCAUUGAGCAGCUCAAGUCUCUCCUGGGUCCAGAGUUCCUCAAACAGCAGCCAGACUCCAAGCUGGAGAAAGCAGACAUCCUGGAGAUGACAGUUUUCUUCCUGACACAGCUGCAGCAGCAGCAGAAUCAGCAGCAGAGACUGACGAUCAACAACUUCAACCAGCUGCACUGUUCCUCUGACAACAACCUGACAGAGGCUGACUUCUCUCCUCUGAGCUCCACAGUCCACAGCAGUGGCACCAAAGACAAGAGCGCCCCCUGGAGGCCGUGGUAGAGAGCUACAGAGUGGAGUUGAAGGACUUGUUCUGUAUGAACAUCAGUGUGUUUGACAUUUCCUGAGGAAAUGACAGAAACCAUAUCUUUGAGGAGGAGAGAGAAAACAUCUGAUCAAGGAUGUUUCAUCAGUCUGAUCUGAUUCACAUCAGCACUGGUUGUUUUACUUCUCUCUACUUCAUACAUUGGUUCAAUGAGAUGUUGUGUUAACGUUUGUCAUCUUCUGAUCACAUUGAUCAUUGUGAUGACAAAUAUUUCAAUGUUCUUUUAUGGACAUGAAACUGAUCUGUUCUCAGAUCAACUUUUUUUUUCUUCUGCUGAAAAAUGUCUUCACAGUUAUUUGUGAAGAUCUGUUAUUGAUCAUGUUGAUCAGCUAUUGAUUGGUUUUUUAAUAUUUGUUAUUAUUGAUCUAUUGUUGUGAUCAAAUGUUCUUUCUGUCAAAGUUUUCUUCACAUUUGUUUCAGUGAAAACUCUUUCUGUUCUGACCUCAUUGAUCAUGUUGAUCAGUUGUCUCUUCAUUGUCCACUUUGGACAUUUUCUCAUAGAAAUGUGAUCUGUUUGAAGAUCAGUGUGUUUUUACUUCAGUACAGUCAAAUUCUCAGUCAGUGUCACAGUUUUCUUGUGACAUUAUAACCUUGUUGUUAAGGAUAAACUGAAGUUUCUACUCUGUAUUAAUGGGAUCUUCUGUGGAGAUGAUUCUAAAAUGUCUGCUUUGGUUUUUGAAGAGCAAACGUUGAAAUAAUCACUGUGAAAACAGUGACAGUCCAGUGAGAACUGUUUCCUCAGACACUGGAACUGUUUGUCUUUCAUAAAGACUCUUGUUCCCUCACUCUCUCUGAGUACAGUGUGACUUGUGAAAAUCUACAAGUUGUUGUUGUUGUGAUGUAUCAUCACGUCUGUUUGGACACUUGUUGUUUAUUGAAUAAACAAUGAUAGA